This is a messenger RNA of Zychaea mexicana, 1020 nucleotides long. RefSeq names its product Gcp-like domain-containing protein. The record is from RefSeq and is a predicted model, not a curated record. The transcript is spliced from 6 exons. Gene Ontology annotation, biological process: tRNA threonylcarbamoyladenosine modification. Bases 1 to 1020 code for a protein of 339 amino acids. Gene Ontology annotation, cellular component: cytoplasm; EKC/KEOPS complex. Lineage: Eukaryota; Fungi; Mucoromycota; Mucoromycetes; Mucorales; Lichtheimiaceae.
AUGACGAUCGCGAUUGGUUUCGAGGGGUCUGCCAACAAAUUAGGUGUAGGCAUAAUCAGACACGAAAAUGGCAAGGUUGACGUCUUAUCCAACGUUCGUGAUACUUACAUUACACCUCCCGGCGAAGGCUUUUUACCGCGUGACACCGCCCAACACCACCGCGAUUGUGUACUCAAAGUAUUAAAGAAGGCCCUGAGCGAUGCCAACCUCACACCCAAAGAGAUUGACGUGAUUUGUUUUACAAAGGGUCCCGGCAUGGGUGCACCACUUACUUCUACUGCGAUUGUUGCACGCACGCUGUCACUCUUGUGGGAAAAGCCACUGGUUGGUGUAAACCACUGUGUAGGACAUAUUGAGAUGGGUCGAGAGGUGACAGGUGCUACAAACCCGGUCGUAUUAUACGUCAGUGGUGGAAACACACAAGUUAUCGCAUAUUCACAGAACAGAUACCGGAUAUUUGGUGAGACACUGGAUAUCGCUAUUGGAAAUUGUCUGGAUCGUUUUGCUCGUAUCCUGAACCUAUCAAACGAUCCAAGCCCCGGAUACAACAUUGAACAAUACGCCAAAAAAGGCAAACAAUUUAUUCCGCUUCCUUAUGCAGUCAAGGGCAUGGAUGUCUCGUUUUCCGGUAUCUUGUCGCAUAUCGAACAAAUUGCCAAGGAGCGACUGCCUACUGGCGAAAUUACACCAUAUGACCUUUGCUUCUCAUUACAAGAAACCUUAUUUGCUAUGCUGGUCGAAAUCACUGAAAGAGCCAUGGCUCACGUUGAAUCGUCUGAAGUGCUUAUUGUCGGUGGUGUCGGAUGUAACGUUCGAUUACAAGAAAUGAUGGAGCAAAUGGCAGCACAGCGGGAUGCCACAGUGUGCGCAACAGAUGAAAGAUUCUGCAUCGACAACGGCAUUAUGAUUGCCCAUGCGGGAUUGCUUGCUUAUCAUGAUGGUUUCCGGACACCGUUGGAAGAGAGUACCUGCACACAACGUUUCCGGACUGAUGAAGUAUAUGUAUCAUGGCGAGACUGA